This is a messenger RNA of Vicia faba (fava bean), 519 nucleotides long. Lineage: Eukaryota; Viridiplantae; Streptophyta; Magnoliopsida; Fabales; Fabaceae. The record is from the annotation of a GenBank genome assembly.
AUGACUCCUGAUACAAUAACAUAUAGUUCUUUUAUUGAUGGACUUUGCAAAUCUGGGAGAAUGUCCGAUGUUUGGGAUCUUAUAGAUGAGAUGCAUGAUAGAGGCCAACCUGCUGAUGUGAUCAUCUACACUUCCUUAAUGGAUGCUUUAUGCAAAAACCAUAAUCUCGACGAGGCAAUUGUGUUAUUUAGGAAAAUUAAGGAUCUGGGUUUUCAAGCAAAUGUAUACAUGUACACGGUAUUAAUUGCUGGACUGUGCAGCUGUGGAAGACUUAAGGAUGCACAAGAGGUUUUUAAGAUACUUCUAACUAAUGACUAUCAUGUAAAUGUUUGCAUUAAAGGGCUUUGUAAAGAGGGCUUGUUUGAUGAAACAUUGGCAUUGCUUUCAAAAAUGGAAGACAAUGGUUGCAUUCCUAAUGUCAUAACUUAUGAAAUAGUUAUUCAAGCUGUGUUAAGAAAAGGCAAGAAAAAUAUGGCAGUGAGACUUCUUUGUGAAAUGAGUGCUAGAGGUCUACUAUAA